Eupeodes corollae is the source of this 1995-nucleotide messenger RNA. RefSeq names its product homeobox protein vnd (gene vnd). The record is from RefSeq and is a predicted model, not a curated record. NCBI's taxonomy places the organism in Eukaryota, Metazoa, Arthropoda, Insecta, Diptera, Syrphidae. The transcript has 3 exons. Gene Ontology annotation, molecular function: DNA-binding transcription factor activity, RNA polymerase II-specific; RNA polymerase II cis-regulatory region sequence-specific DNA binding. Gene Ontology annotation, biological process: regulation of transcription by RNA polymerase II; cell differentiation. Gene Ontology annotation, cellular component: nucleus. Bases 452 to 1861 code for a protein of 469 amino acids.
GUUCUUGAUGACACUUCAGAUCGUUUGAAAGCGGAAAAUAUUUAUCUUCUCGUGCCGUGCGUCGUCGGGCGAGUUCGUUGAGCAUCAUCACGCAAUAAAUUAUAUAAAUUAUUCCGUUCAUUCGCGUAAAAUUCAAAUAUCUUAAAUUUUAUGUUUUUUGGAUUUCCGGUGAAAUAAUUUACACACCUUAACAUAGAUAUCCUGCUUAUCUAUAAAACUACAAACAGUUUUUAUUUGAAAGUGACACACCACAACAUUUUGCCUAAUUGGGUUGCAUCAAAAGGAUACGUUGUUGCAACAGUGAAUGUGAUUUUUGAAUUGGAAUUUGUACGAGUAUAUUGCAACAUUCAAAGUGGCUGAGAAACGUAAAAGGUCUCCGUCGACUUCAAGGUCGCCGAUCGAGACAAUCAGUGUUAAGGAAGAGCUAAGAAUACCGUCGUUUGGACACGCUAUGGGAAGUCUUAUGCAUCAUCAUCCUGCGGCAGCUGCAGCAGCAGCAGCUCCAUUUCUAACCUGGUCACCUAUAUUGCUGCCUCCGUGGGGACAUGCUUUGCUGCCAGCAGCUUUUUACCCAGCCGCACUGAGGAAUGCUUUACCAGGCCUCUUUGAUGCUAAAGUACCACCUUCGCAGCGUUCAUCCGGAUUUCACAUAUCGGAUAUUUUGAAUUUGGACGGUGCUGAUCUGAAAGUUAACGGCGGAGGCACCGUAAGUGAAGCGGCAGGUGUUGUUGCAGCAGCGCAGCCAACCGAACCCAUCCCAGCCCCCGUAAUUGUAAAUAAUAACAAUAAUAAUAGUACGAGCAAUAACAAUAACAGUUUGAAUCAAAAUUCCACGGAUGGCAGUGAUUCCGCCGACACGCAAAGCAAUAAUAACAAUAACAACAAUAAGACCAAUACCGACGGCAUCAGCCAUGAGGUGAACGGAAGCACUCAUCAGAUUCAUGGGGCAGCGGUUGCGGCGGCUGCUGCGCAUUUGAUCGGAGCCAGUGGCGGUCAUAAUGUUGCCGGACAAUACCUUACGGGUAGUGGGAGUUUCAAUGAGGAUAUGGCAGCGUAUCCUAUGACUCAUCCAAUGCUGCAUCCGGGGCGACCGUGGAUGAAGGAAAAUGAUCUUUAUGGUAUACAACAAACAGCCAGUCCAGACAGCACAUCACCAGUCACUUCGGAGGUCUCCUACACCUAUAUCGGUUCCAAUUCCAACUGCCAAACAUCACCAGCGCUCUCAUCGGACUAUAAAACCUACAGUCGAUCGGCGGACGAGUCUGCGGAUCAACUUCAAAACCUCUCCAAUCCGAACGCUUCAAUCAAUAAGAACAACAGCGACGAUAGUAUCAUUGAAGACGGAAUUGAUGAGGAAAUAAUCGACGAUGAGAACGAUCAGGAUUCUUCAGGAGGUACCGGCCAAGAUCCAUCGAUACCCCAUAAAAAACGAAAACGUAGAGUUCUAUUUACCAAAUCACAAACCUAUGAGUUGGAGCGAAGAUUCCGACAGCAAAAGUACCUCACUGCUCCCGAGCGGGAACACUUGGCCAGCUUGAUACGAUUAACUCCAACACAGGUGAAAAUCUGGUUUCAAAAUCAUCGAUACAAGACAAAACGCGCCCAAAAUGAGAAGGGUGUGUAUGACAUGAACGGCUCAAUGCACCCUCAUCCGCAUCAUCCGUCGGCGCUUCCAUCUCCGCGACGAGUUGCUGUUCCCGUGCUGGUAAGGAAUGGAAAAUCAUGCCUCGAUGGCAAGCCACAGGACUGCAUAAGCUCUUCCAUGCAAUCCCAUCAUCAUUUGGUCCUUUCUGCAAAUGGCGCCUACCAACAUGGUCUCCUUCCGCCGCCGGGUCACCCAAAUCGCGGAUGGUGGCCUUAAUGGUUCUAGAACAAUCGUUUCAUCGAUUGCGGAAAAAACAGACAAAGCUAAAACACAGUACACAAGUAGUGCGACUCGAAUAUUGGACAAUAAAGUUAAAUAGAAAAACAAAACAAAAAAACAGAAAUCCAAAA